AUGUCUAAACAGGGGUAUAUGUCGCUGCCGCCGAGGGACUCUCCUGCUCCAAGCCCGCCACUGAACACCCAGUGGAGGCGAAUAUCCUUCAGACUUUUGUCGCACCACCGCUUUGUGGGCAACGUAUUGCAUUUUGACGAACCCAACGGUGGUGAGGGGUCCUCCUACUUCAGCUGGGAGAGCAUUAAACCCCAGGAAUCAUUCGAGUUUGUGCCGUGUUUCGUUUCGUUUCAGUGCGCCCGUCUCUCCGUACCUCUGAACUGGAAUACUACGGCAGAGCAAAGAGAGAACGGCCCUCGCGCGGCUAUCGCAGUCAUCAAGCUCCCUGCCAAGGUCCCCGUGACCGACCCGCGAUAUGGAGGGCCGAUUCUGCUGAACCCCGGCGGCCCCGGUGAGUCGGGGGUCUUUCAGACUCUGGGUGAUGGGAAGAGCCUGCAGAGUAUUCUUGAUAACUCUUUGGAGCCGGGCUCCCCUAAAUCCGGCUCAUCGAGUGGCAAGUACUUUGAUAUUCUGUCCUUUGACCCAAGAGGGGUGAACAACACCACGCCUUCUUUGAAAUGUUUCAUAGAUGCCUUCAAUCAGCAGGCUUGGCUCCUGGGUCUACCUGACUAUGGCCUGCUUUGGCAUAGCGAGACCACCAUCGGAAUGGAAUGGGCCAAGGCGGAGGCGCUGGGUUUAAGUUGCUCAUAUGGGGAAGGCGAUCACGGCAUACUGCGCUACCUCAACACUGCACAGACUGUAGAAGACAUGUUGCAGAUCGUAGAGCAACACGGGAAAUGGAGGGCACUAGAGGUGACUAGGCUGUUGUCCGCUGCGAAGCCGGUUGACCAAGAGAAAACACGCGAGAUCAUAGAGCGCACUGCGUAUAAGCCAGGCAAGGAAUUGAUGCAGUAUUGGGGCAUGAGCUAUGGUACAAUCAUCGGCUCAACCUUUGCAGCAAUGCAUCCAGACCGAGUUGGCAGUCUCGUUAUUGAUGGAGUAGUUGAUCCGGCAGACCAUUACGCAGGUGCCUGGCUCACUCAGCUACAGGAUUCCGACAUGAUCAUCUCGAAGCACUGCGACUAUUGUUUCCAAGCGGGCCCAGAGGAAUGCCCUCUCUACACUGGCACAUCCCCUGCAGAUAUAGAGGCGCGAUUCACGUCUAUUCUCGCCACCCUGGAACAGAAUCCCAUCGCCAUCCCCGUGGCCCCAUCACUGGAUGGCGUCAGUUCGGGUCCCGCCAUUGUCACUUAUGGCGAUCUACACCUCAACCUGCUCUCCGGGAUGUACUUCCCCUUCGCCAUGGCGGAGAAGUUGUUCGAGAUACUCCUCGCUGUCGAGUCAAGGAACGCAUCGUCCCCAGCUCUUGUAGAAAUCGUAUCCCAGAAACAGGCCAUCCUGAACCCCUUCGCGGCCGGCCCAGCUCCAUACGUUUCCGGCUUCGGACCCUUCCAGGCUAUUUCGUGCAUGGACAGCGGGGGGCCCACGAACCUGACCCGCGAAGAGUUCCACGAAUUUGUGGCGGUUCUGCACUCUCAGGGCCGGUGGAUCAGCCGCAGCUGGGCACGCAAUAAGCUUGCCUGCCUGGGAUACACCAGCCAGCCUGCGUGGAGGCCCAGCCUGGACUUCAAAACGCAGCAGUGGGCGAACACCUCGCACCCGCUCCUCAUCAUCGGGAACACCCACGACACGGUGACGCCGAUACGCAACGCACGGCGCGUGUCGACCCUGUUCCCGGGCAGUGUCGUCCUGCAGCAGGACUCGCAGGGCCACUGCUCGCACUCGAUCCCGUCGCUGUGCACCGCCCAGGUGGUGCGUGAGUAUUUCCAGACGGGAGAGCUGCCGCAUGAGGGGGCGGUUUGCGAGCCCGCCGUGAGGCCGUUCAUUGGGUGCACCAAGGGGAGCGCGGCGGGCAGGGGUGAGUGUAUAUUUUCGUCGCCCGAGGAGACUAGGCUCUGGGAGACGAUGGUGGAUUUGGCAGAUCCAUUUGGCUUACGUUCGUAG
Clonostachys solani is the source of this 1983-nucleotide messenger RNA. Lineage: Eukaryota; Fungi; Ascomycota; Sordariomycetes; Hypocreales; Bionectriaceae. The record is from the annotation of a GenBank genome assembly.